Cajanus cajan (pigeon pea) is the source of this 3454-nucleotide messenger RNA. Its product is annotated as PKS-NRPS hybrid synthetase cheA. Gene Ontology annotation, molecular function: DNA-binding transcription factor activity, RNA polymerase II-specific. Gene Ontology annotation, biological process: positive regulation of transcription by RNA polymerase II; cellular response to iron ion starvation. Lineage: Eukaryota; Viridiplantae; Streptophyta; Magnoliopsida; Fabales; Fabaceae. The record is from RefSeq and is a predicted model, not a curated record.
UCGACCCCGCUUUACUAAUUGCUACCUCUGAAGGCUGAAAAACUCAAAAAUCCCCAAAUUCUGGAAUCAAACUUCAGACCUAACUCCUAAGAAACCCUACGCUUUAACAAAAUCUAACGUCAACUAGCUGAUUCACUAUCAUCAAUCAAGAUUGUAUGUUCGCAUUUCAAAUUCCAAAUUAUAAGCAGAAUCUUCUGUCCCCACUCACUCGCAUUGAGUUUUGGUAGUGGAAGAAGUCUUCCAUUGCAUUGGUGUCAAAUUCGCCCCUCGUACCCUCCAGCUCAGCCAAAAUUGUUGGUAAAUAUGGAGCUCUGGAUGUAACUGGCUUAUUGAUUUCAAUAUUGAAAGUUGUUCCUUUGUUGAUUGCUGUAUUUCUUAAAAAAUAUUUCCAAUGUCUUCUUAAAUUUGGCAUGCAGACAUGGAAGACCAUUUUAGUAAGACGUCUGAGGAGGUGCAUAUGCGAACUGAUGGGGCAACAAAUAAGUCUGUUGAUUGUAGUGAUGCAUUCAACACUAAAGAGGUUUUUCCUUCCCGAGAUGCUCUAUUGAAUUGGGCUCGAGAUGUUGCAAAAGAGAAUGGAUUUGUUCUUAUUAUUUUGAGGUCAGAGACAUCUACAAAAUGUAAUAAAAGGAAGACAUUUGUUAUUUUGGGUUGCGAUAGAAGUGGAAAAUAUAGAAGACCACACAAGAAUGCAAUAUCCCGCAAGGUGAAUGGUAGCAGAAAGUGUGAUUGUCCUUUUAGACUAAGGGGAAAAGCUUUGAAAAAGUCUGAAGGAUGGAUUGUUAAGGUAAUGAGUGGUUGUCACAACCAUGACUUGGCAGAAACAUUAGUGGGUCAUCCAUACGCUGGUCGGUUGAGUGCUGAAGAGAAGUCUUUGGUUGAUGAUUUGACAAAGAACAUGGUGAAGCCAAAAGACAUACUAUUGACAUUGAAAGAUCAUAAUGUGGAUAAUGUCACUUCUAUCAAGCAGAUUUACAAUGCUCGACAAGCUUAUCGAUCCUCUCGAAAAGGUUCAGAAAUGCGACAACUAUUGAGAUUAUUAGAACAUGAUCAGUAUGUGUACUGGCAUAGAAAGGUGGACGAUUCUGAUAUUAUCAAAGAUAUCUUCUGGACACAUCUAGAUGCCAUUAAACUUCUGGGUGCUUUCAACACUGUCUUGCUUAUUGAUACUACUUAUAAAACCAACAGGUAUCAGUUGCCAUUACUUGAGAUUGUUGGUGUUACUUCAACGGAGUUGACAUUCUCGGUGGCAUUUGCUUAUAUGGAGUCAGAGCGAGUUGAUAACUUCAUUUGGGCACUACAAAAGUUAAGAGGACUGAUUGUCAAAGACAAUGACGUACCCCAAGUGAUUGUGACUGACACAGACAUUGCUCUGAUGAAUGCUGUGAAGGUGGUCUUUCCGAGCUCUUCUAAUUUGUUAUGUCGUUUGCGUAUCAGCAAGAUUGUGAAAGCUAAAUGUAAGUCAAUAGUUCAACCAAAGGAGAAGCAGGACCUAGUACUCGAUGCAUGGGAUAGUGUUAUGAAUUCUCCUAAUGAGGGUGAUUAUAUGCAGCAUCUGACAUUGUUUGAAAAAGUUUGCUCAGAUUUUCCGGGUUUUAGUGAUUAUGUGAAAAAUACAUGGCUGAUUCCACACAAGGAAAAAUUUGUCACUGCAUGGACAAAUCAAGUGAUGCAUUUGGGUAAUACAACCACCAAUAGGGUUGAGGCAACACAUUGGAGGUUGAAGAAAUUACUUCAAGAUGACAAGGAGGAUAUGUGUAGCUAUUGGAAUGCUAUGAACAACAUGAUUACAUUGCAACACACAGAGAUUAAGGAGUCAUUUGAGAAAAGCAUAAAUGUUGUGGAACAUAGGCAUAAUACUUCAUUCUACAUCAAAUUGGUGGGAUUUGUAUCAAGGAAUGCGUUGGGUCAUAUAACUGAUGAGUAUGAUCGAGUUAAGACAGUUGGAAUUGAUAGUUCUAUAUGUGGCUGCACAGUUAGAACUACACAUGGGCUACCUUGUGCAUGUGAACUUGGUAGGUACGGUAUGGUGAGUCAUCCAAUUCCCUUGCAGGCAAUUCAUGUUCAUUGGAGGAAGUUACACUUUAGUGACCCAGGAAUGAAUAAUGAGGGGUCUGAGUUAUCCUUGCAACAUGAAAUAGAUGCUUUGCACAAGCUAUUUCAAGAACUUGAUUAUGCUGGGAAAGUUAUUGUGAAGGCUAAAUUGCAUGAACUAGCAUUUCCUGAUACAUGUUUAUUGUGUCCACCUCCUGAAAUGUUAACAAUAGAGGGUCCAGUGUUAAAAAGAGACAAAUCAACUAGAUGUGAUUCUUCAUACUGGGAGAAUGUUGAUGCAUUGCAUCCUGCCCAUGAUAGCACAUUGGCUCACCCUUCAUCUCAAAAAUCAGUCCAUGAGUCUAAAUGUAGGAGUGUUCUGCCAAUGAUAGACCAAUUUCCGGUUGAGAUCCAUCCAUUUAUUGAAGACAUUAUUGAUGUGAAAGCAGAUGCGAAUUGUGGUUAUCGUGCAGUUGCAGCUCAACUUGGUAUGGGUGAGGAAUCGUGGGCUCUAGUACGUCAGGAUUUGAUUAGAGAGCUUCAACAGUGGCAAGAUUAUUAUGCCAAAAUCUUUGGUAGCAAUGAUCGAGUGGCUGAAUUAAGGCAAUCUUUGUAUGUUGACAAGCAAGCAUCUGUCAAUAAGUGGAUGACCAUACCAGAUAUGGGUUAUGUUAUUGCCUCAAGAUAUAACGUGGUCCUAGUCUCUUUAUCCUUACAAGAGAGCAUGACCUUUUUCCCUCUUAGAGGUCGACCACCAUUAUCUCAGUCAAGUCACCGACUUAUUGCCAUUGGAUUUGUGCAUAACUGUCACUUUGUACAGGUCAUUUUGAAGGCUGAGUCUGCAUUACCGCCCACCGCGUUACAGUGGUCAAAAUAUUGCAAUGCUGAAUCUCUUUCUUGGGAAACUUCAUAUGUCAGUCGAAUGCAACAUUUUAGGUCAUUAUUUACACAAAUAGAACCAGAUUCUGUAGACAUUAUUGAGGAAUAAUUAGUAGUGCCAAAUUCACCACUUGUACCCUCCAGGUCAGAUCACAGACUACUUGAUAUUACGAGAGGGUUGCUAGGGCAUCCUUAGAAAUAAGGGUUUUGCUACAAUUGUUUUUUGGGCCAAUAGUUAAAUGAGUUUAAGCACACCGAGGAAGAGAGUUUCUCAAUAACAAUACCAACACACUUAAAUUUCCGAGAAUAUCAAUAGAAUUUCUCAUAUUAGAAAGCAUAUAUUGAAUGCUAAAGCAUCUAGUGCUGACCAAUCGGCACGAGCAAAAACUCCUGCAGAGGUACAGUAUAGAAGAAAAGCAGGUCAAUUGAUAUAACUUGGGAACAACUUUUUAGGUCUUAUAAUUUGUUGGUACUCUGGUGAAGGGACUACAUUCUAUCACUACUAUUCAAGUUAUUAAUAUUGAAGUAAUUAAUUUUUCAA